This is a messenger RNA of Cheilinus undulatus (humphead wrasse), 1062 nucleotides long. RefSeq names its product neuronal differentiation 4 (gene neurod4). The transcript has a single exon. The record is from RefSeq and is a predicted model, not a curated record. The coding region runs from base 1 to 1062 and encodes 353 amino acids. Gene Ontology annotation, molecular function: protein dimerization activity. NCBI's taxonomy places the organism in Eukaryota, Metazoa, Chordata, Actinopteri, Labriformes, Labridae. Gene Ontology annotation, biological process: nervous system development; regulation of DNA-templated transcription.
AUGAUGACCAAACCGUUUGGAAAGAGCAGUGAUGUGAGCGAGCUGGUGAGCUCCCUGGGCUGGCUGGAGGAGGACGGUAGCUCCCAGGAUGGAGAUGAAAGCCCUGAGAUGAGAGUGCGACAUGGCCUGAAUGCAGGGAGCCGGAUCCACUCCUGCACAGAGCUUGGCAGUGAGGACAUGGAGGAGGAAGAAGAGGAGGAAGAUGAGGAGGAGAUCGGACCAAAUGGAGAGAAUGCUCCUAAGAGGAGAGGCCCUAAGAAGAAGAAGAUGACCAAAGCUCGGCUGGAGAGGUUUCGUGCCCGGCGGGUCAAAGCCAACGCCAGGGAACGUUCAAGAAUGCACGGGCUGAAUGACGCUCUGGAUAAUCUGCGCAGAGUGAUGCCCUGCUACUCCAAAACACAGAAGCUGUCGAAGAUCGAGACUCUCCGAUUGGCCCGUAACUACAUCUGGGCUCUGUCUGAGGUGCUGGAGAGUGGACAGUCUCCAGAGAGCCAUGGCUUUGUGGAGAUGCUGUGUAAAGGUUUGUCUCAGCCCACCAGUAACCUGGUGGCUGGCUGCCUGCAGCUGGGGUCCAGUCCCAUGAUGCUCAACAAACUAGAGGACAAGUGUGGAGGCCCUGGAGUUGGUGGUGUUGGGGGUCAGACUGGCCAUCCACUCAGCUACCCAUCUCCAGGCCUUCCAAGCCCUCCUUACGGCUCCCUGGAGGCCUCCCACCUCCUCCAUAUGAAGGGAUUCAAGGGUGCUGUGUAUGACAACCCCUCCCCUAACGAGUGCAGCAGCGGCACCCCGCCGUACGACGGCCCCCUCACUCCUCCUCUCAGCAUCAGUGGGAACUUUGCCCUGAAGCAAGAACCCUCACCCCACGAAUCAGAGAGGAACUACACGCCCCACGCUGGCCACCAUGCCCACUACCUCACAUCUCACCAUUACUCCUCAUCCACAGCAGGGGGGCCUCAGGGCCACCCACUCUUUCAGGCCUCACGCUACGAGCUGCCCCUCGAUGUGGCCUUUGACUCCUUUACUUCGUCUCACCUCAUCAGCUCACAGAUGGGCACGAUGUGA